CUGGCCGGCACCCUGGCCAUGGAGGACUGCAACGUGCAUUCGGCAGCCAGCAUCCUGGCCUCAGUGAAGGAGCAGGAAGCCCGCUUUGAGCGGCUGACUCGGGCGCUGGAGCAAGAACGGCGCCACGUUGCCCUGCAGCUGGAGCGUGCCCAGCAGCCUGGCAUGGGCAGUGGUGGUAUGGGCAGUGGGCAGUCCCUGCCAAUGGCCUGGCAACAACUAGUUUUGCAGGAGCAGAGCCCAGGCAGCCAAGCGUCGUUAGCCACGAUGCCAGAGGCACCCGAGGUGCUCGAGGAGACUGUGACUGUUGAAGAGGACCCUGGCACACCCACCUCCCAUGUGUCCAUUGUCACAUCUGAAGAUGGCACAACCCGGCGCACGGAGACCAAGGUCACCAAGACAGUCAAGACAGUGACCACAAGAACAGUACGCCAGGUGCCUUUGGGCCCAGAUGGACUCCCCCUGCUGGAUGGCGGCCCCCCAUUUGGCCCUUUUUCCGAUGGCCCCCUGGACCGGCAUUUCCUGCUGCGUGGUGGUGGCCCGGCAGCCACACUUUCCAGAGCCUACCUCAGCAGUGGGGGUGGCUUUCCUGAUGGCCCUGAGCCUCGUGAUGGCCCUAACUAUGGCAGCCUGUCUCGAGGGCUUGGAGUGCGAGCCCCACGCACUGGCCCCCUUGGCCCUGGACCUGGUGAUGGGUGUUUCACAUUGCCUGGCCGCCGGGAGGCCUACCCUGUGGGGCCUGAGCCUGGGCCACAGAGUGGCCGCUCUCUGCCUGAGCGUUUCCAGGCAGAGCCCUAUGGCUUGGAGGAUGACACACGCAGCCUGGCUGCCGAUGAUGAGGGUGGCCCUGAGCUGGAGCCCGACUAUGGCACAGCCACACGGAGGAGACCUGACUGUGGGCGGGGCCUCCGUGCCAGGACCUACGAGGACACAGCAGAUGAUGCCAGUGAGCUGACUGACGAGAGGCCCCCAUUCCCGGCAACAACAGCACCACUGGCCCAGCCCGAGCGGGGCAGCCUGGGCAGCCUGGACCGGGUGGUGCGGCGCUCGCCGUCAGUGGACAGCACCCGCAAGGAACCACGCUGGCGGGACCCUGAGCUGCCCGAGGUGCUGGCCAUGCUGCGGCACCCCGUGGACCCUGUGAAGGCCAACGCAGCUGCUUACCUACAGCACCUGUGCUUUGAGAACGAGGGCGUGAAGCGGCGUGUGCGGCAGCUGCGUGGGCUGCCGCUCCUUGUAGCACUGCUGGACCACCCUCGGGCCGAAGUGCGGCGCCGGGCCUGUGGGGCCCUGCGCAACCUCUCCUAUGGCCGUGACACUGACAACAAGGCUGCCAUCCGGGACUGUGGUGGUGUGCCUGCCCUGGUGCGCCUGCUGCGGGCUGCCCGUGACAACGAGGUCCGUGAGCUAGUCACCGGCACAUUGUGGAACCUGUCAUCGUAUGAGCCCCUGAAGAUGGUCAUCAUUGACCACGGCCUGCAGACACUGACACACGAGGUCAUCGUGCCCCACUCGGGCUGGGAGCGGGAACCUAAUGAGGACUCCAAGCCUCGGGAUGCUGAGUGGACGACUGUCUUCAAGAACACAUCGGGCUGCUUGAGGAAUGUGAGCUCUGAUGGUGCUGAGGCCCGGCGACGACUCCGUGAGUGCGAGGGUCUGGUGGAUGCCCUUCUGCAUGCUCUGCAGUCAGCCGUGGGCAGGAAGGACACAGACAACAAGGUCACCUCUCCCCACAGUCAGUGGAGAACUGCGUGUGCAUCAUGCGGAACCUGUCCUACCAUGUGCACAAGGAGGUACCUGGUGCUGAUAGGUACCAGGAGGCUGAGCCUGGGCCCCCAGGCAGUGCAACAGGCUCCCAGCGCCGGAGGAGGGAUGACGCCAGCUGCUUUGGUGGCAAGAAGGCCAAAGAGGAGUGGUUCCAUCAAGGCAAGAAGGAUAGUGAGAUGGACCGGAACUUUGACACGCUGGACCUGCCCAAGAGAACUGAGGCUGCCAGAGGCUUCGAGCUGCUGUAUCAGCCUGAGGUGGUACGUCUCUACCUGUCCCUCCUUACGGAGAGCCGGAACUUCAACACCCUGGAGGCUGCCGCUGGUGCUUUGCAAAACCUCAGUGCUGGCAACUGGAUGGGUUUUGUGCUGCCUGACCCCUGCAGAGCAGCCCACCGCCCUGCCCCCACCGUCACAGUGGGCCACAUACAUCCGUGCCACAGUGCGCAAAGAGCGCGGGCUGCCGGUGCUGGUGGAACUGCUGCAGUCUGAGACAGACAAGGUGGUGCGUGCUGUUGCCAUCGCAUUGCGCAACCUCUCGCUGGAUCGGCGCAACAAAGACCUCAUAGGAAGCUAUGCCAUGUCUGAGCUGGUGCGGAACGUGCGCAAUGCACAAGCCCCUACACGUCCUGGGGCCCACCUGGAGGAGGACACGGUGGUGGCUGUGCUCAACACCAUCCACGAGAUUGUGUCCGACAGCCUGGACAAUGCGCGCUCACUCCUGCAGGCCCAUGGUGUACCAGCGCUUGUGGCGCUGGUGGCAGCAAGCCAGUCAGUGCGCGAAGCCAAGGCAGCCUCACACGUGCUACAGACGGUGUGGAGCUACAAGGAGCUGCGCAGCGCCCUGCAGAGGGAGGGCUGGACCAAGGCUCGCUUCCAGUCAGCUGCUACCACCGCCAAGGGCCCCAAGGGACCACAGAGCCCUGGGGGCUUUGAUGACAGCACACUGCCGCUGGUAGACAAGAGCCUCGAUGGUGAGAAGCCAGGCAGCCGGGAUGUGAUCCCCAUGGAUACACUUGGUCCAGAUGGGUACUCUACUGUGGACCGGAGGGAGCGGAGGGCCCUGGGCAGCAACUCUGCAGGGGAGGCCUCUGAGAAGGAACCAUUAAAACCCGACCCCAGCAGGAAGGCCCCUCCUCCCGGGCCCAGCAGGCCUGCGGUCAGGCUGGUGGACGCCGUGGGGGACUCUAAGCCUCAGCCUGUUGACUCCUGGGUCUAGCUUGCAUGCCUGGGCCCAGGCUCAGCCAUUUGUUAAGAGAUUGGAUCGCCAGGAGAAAGGCCAUCCUGAGCAGACCCUGUCGUGGAGCUUGGAGCCCUCUGUUGGCAGGGGUUGGUGGAGCCUCCUGUCCUGAGCCAGGGCCCGAUUUUCUGCACACCCUCCUGUCUGUCUCUCCCUCUGCUCUCUUGACCUAACUCCUAGGCCUGAGUUAGCUGUUUACUGACAUGGUGCUGUGUGUGAGUGUGAGUGUGAGAACAUUGGGGCGGGACCCAGUGAGGCGAUAGGGGAGGGAGCCUGGCUUUUCUUUGGCAGAGUAGGAGCGUGUGCCCCAUUUGCAAGGUACCCCAGAGGAGCAGUAUGGACUGAGGGAGGAACAUUCAGGCAGGGAGGGGUCUUGCGGAAAGAAGUUGAACUCCAGAGCCCUACUCCGCAUGGCAGGCUGGCCAUGGGCAGCUUGGGGCUGCUCUAUAAGGGCAGGCCCGGGCAGGGAGGCUUUGGAGGCAGCAAAGUCAGGGUCAGGCUCUGCUUACUCCCUUCUACCCUUGGAGUCCUGUGGGUGGGGGACCCCAAAGCAGAGGGACCCUGCACUGAGCCACUUCUGGCUGGGGCCACCAUGGCUGCUGCCUCGCAUCUGUCCAGAACCUCAAUAACCUCCAGGACUGACCUCCAGUGGUGGCAGGAGACUGCUGUUCAGUGCCUGCUGUUUGUGACUUAAAAACAGAAGAAAAACACUGAUAAAAAGCAUUUAAAAUGAAACCAAAAUAAGAUUGUAUUGGUAAACAUCUAAAUUUUUGUAAGAAAAUUUAAAAAUUAAAAAAAGGAGCAAAGGAACUUCGUGUCUUGUCAGAUCCCCACUUACAAUCCGCUGGCCCCUCCCUUGGUGCUAAGGGUGAAGGGUGGGGAAUGGGCAGACACAGACGGCAGGGGCAGGGGCAGGGGCAGGGGCCUGGCCCAUGUGCAUUUCCUUAUGCCCUCCCACCCUGGGUUGCUACUGAUCCCUUCUUUAGGCCCAGAGGAGUGGGCUGGCUUCUGGGUGAUUAGCUGGCUCUGAGCCCAGGAGCGAAGUCUUGGUCAGGGUUGGUUUAGACUAGGAACUAGACCCCUACUAGGGCCCUGGCAACCCUCAGGGUGGCCAGCAGUCUCCUUCGAUAGUUAAGGCCUGAGGGCCAAGGUGACAGCUGGGGGAGCUUUGGACAUAGGUCAACACAAGCCAGCUCUUCAUCAUUUGCCAGCUGGGCAAUCAGCGGAACUAUCCAGCCAUUCUGAGCCUACCUUUCUCUUCUGGUAAACAAGACUGGGUAGGACAGGAGAAGGUACUUCCACUUAAGGUCACCUGUGUGUCCAGAGGGCCUGGGUACUCUACAUAACCCCAAGCCCACCUGAUCCAGCCCUUUCUUGGUCAGAGAUGGGUGUGAAGGCUUUACCCUGUUCUGGUUUCUAGGGAGACAGACAUCCUGGUGGAUCUAAUGUGUCCCUGGCCUAACCAGAAGGAGCAGUGCCAAGCAGGGUUGGAUCCCCAACGACACUGUCAUUGGCUCCAGUUUUUUGUUGACUUUUUGCAGUGCUAGGGCUUGGAGCUGAUACCUCGUACAUACUAGGCAAGUGUUCUACCACUGAGUUAUAGCUAAGCCUUCAAUUCAGUCUUUAUCAGCAGAUACCAUCCAGAUGCAUCCCAGCAGCCGCCAGCUAGGUGUGCUACCCAGUCCUGAGCCUGGCCUAUAGCAUUAGCAUCCAGUUGCCAGGGGCUUGGCGUGUUUGAUGUUGAAACUGAGGGCCUCAGGAAAGAGGGAGUAGUGCAAUCGAGAAGAAUAAGACUCAGUUGAUCUCUUGUAUAUAAAUGUUUAGAUCUUUAAUUUCCAUUUUAUGUCUUUUAAAUGUUUUGGUAUGGAGGAUUAUUACAGCUAGCUGAGUUUAGUAAAGAGGUUAUGAGUUAGUCUUAAAAAGGUAAAAAUUUGAGUCAGAAGUGUGAUGAGUUGGUGGCUGGUACUGUCACCGAGACACUGCUGCCACCUGGUGACAGCAAACCUCUAGGAUGGCCUGAGUGAGCCCAGCAGUUUCUAGAUGUCUGCAGCUUGCUCAGUCUUUCCCAGGUCUAAUGAUUUGUCAGUGCCUGCGGACCACU
This is a messenger RNA of Chinchilla lanigera (long-tailed chinchilla), 5104 nucleotides long. It is a transcript of the gene Arvcf, whose product is annotated as armadillo repeat gene deleted in velocardiofacial syndrome. The transcript has 18 exons. Bases 19 to 2982 code for a protein of 987 amino acids. Gene Ontology annotation, cellular component: adherens junction; plasma membrane; cytoplasm. Gene Ontology annotation, biological process: cell-cell junction assembly; cell-cell adhesion. Gene Ontology annotation, molecular function: cadherin binding. NCBI's taxonomy places the organism in Eukaryota, Metazoa, Chordata, Mammalia, Rodentia, Chinchillidae. The record is from RefSeq and is a predicted model, not a curated record.